Talpa occidentalis (Iberian mole) is the source of this 4605-nucleotide messenger RNA. It is a transcript of the gene GPR89A, whose product is annotated as G protein-coupled receptor 89A. Gene Ontology annotation, cellular component: Golgi cisterna membrane. Gene Ontology annotation, biological process: intracellular pH reduction. Lineage: Eukaryota; Metazoa; Chordata; Mammalia; Eulipotyphla; Talpidae. The record is from RefSeq and is a predicted model, not a curated record. Gene Ontology annotation, molecular function: voltage-gated monoatomic anion channel activity.
GGCCGCCUGCUGGAGCGGGCCGGUGCCCGAGCGCGCUAGUGCGGGCCGCGGAGGCGCGCGCCCUCCUUCCACUUCCCAAUGAGUUUCCUGAUCGACUCCAGCAUCAUGAUCACCUCCCAGAUUCUUUUCUUUGGAUUUGGGUGGCUUUUCUUCAUGCGCCAACUGUUUAAGGACUAUGAGGUGCGCCAGUAUGUCGUGCAGGUGAUCUUCUCUGUGACUUUUGCAUUUUCCUGCACCAUGUUUGAGCUCAUCAUCUUCGAAAUCUUAGGCGUGCUAAAUAGCAGCUCCCGUUAUUUUCAUUGGAAAAUGAACCUGUGUGUGAUUCUGCUCAUCCUCGUUUUCAUGGUGCCUUUUUACAUCGGCUAUUUCAUCGUGAGCAACAUCCAGCUCUUGCGGAAACAGCGGCUGCUGUUUUCCUGUCUCUUGUGGCUGACCUUUAUGUAUUUCUUCUGGAAACUAGGAGAUCCAUUUCCCAUUCUCAGCCCUAAACAUGGGAUCCUGUCCAUAGAGCAGCUCAUCAGCCGGGUCGGCGUGAUCGGGGUGACCCUCAUGGCUCUUCUUUCUGGCUUUGGUGCCGUCAACUGCCCGUACACGUACAUGUCCUACUUCCUCAGGAAUGUGACUGACACAGACAUUCUAGCCCUGGAACGGCGACUGCUCCAAACCAUUGACAUGAUCAUCAGCAAAAAGAAAAGGAUGGCAAUGACACGGAGAACUAUGUUCCAGAAGGGGGAGGUGCAUAACAAACCAUCAGGAUUCUGGGGAAUGAUAAAGAGUGUUACCACUUCAGUGCCAGGAAGUGAAAAUCUUACUCUUAUUCAACAGGAAGUGGAUGCUUUGGAAGAAUUAAGCAGGCAGCUUUUUCUGGAAACAGUUGACCUAUAUGCUACCAAGGAGAGAAUAGAAUACUCCAAAACUUUCAAGGGGAAAUAUUUUAAUUUUCUGGGUUACUUUUUCUCUAUUUACUGUGUUUGGAAAAUUUUCAUGGCGACCAUCAAUAUCGUGUUUGACCGAGUUGGGAAGACUGAUCCUGUCACACGAGGCAUUGAGAUCACUGUGAAUUACCUGGGGAUCCAAUUUGAUGUGAAGUUCUGGUCCCAACACAUCUCCUUCAUUCUGGUUGGAAUAAUCAUCGUCACCUCCAUCCGAGGGCUGCUCAUCACGCUUACCAAGUUCUUUUACGCCAUCUCCAGCAGUAAGUCCUCCAAUGUCAUUGUCCUGCUGUUAGCACAGAUAAUGGGCAUGUACUUGGUCUCCUCCGUGCUGCUGAUCCGCAUGAGCAUGCCGCUCGAGUACCGCACCAUCAUCACCGAGGUCCUCGGGGAGCUGCAAUUCAACUUCUACCACCGCUGGUUCGAUGUGAUCUUCCUGGUCAGUGCUCUCUCCAGCAUCCUCUUCCUCUACCUGGCUCACAAGCAGGCCCCAGAGAAGCACAUGACACCUUGAACUCAUGCCCCUGCAGGCUGCUCUGUGCCGGAGGUGUCAAAAUUUGGAUGUAAAAUGGAAAAAAUGGAGAUCAGGGCCUAAUGUUUUUUAAACAAACAAAAUGCUGUGGUAGCGCCUUCUACCUCCAGCUCCCACCUCCCUGCUUGGACGGUGCUGGGCUCACGAGUAGCAUCGGCCUGAACACAAAAUGGUGAAGUAAGGCAAGUGGGUGUUCAGCCGAGAGCGUCCUGUGUGGGCUUGGGGCUGGAGCAGCGUGGAGAGAAGAGAAGACACUGGGGAGAAAACACACUGGAACUCUGGGUAAGAUAAUCAGGUAGCUGGACCAAACAGGACUUCUGUGUAAGUCAAGGUCACGUGGACUGUCAUUAAAAUCAGAGAUUAUAACACUUUGGCCUUAGAGUCAUUUUAUCAGCAUGUGCCUUGGUGCUAUGCUUGUGGGAGGUGACGUGGGCAGGCAUGAGGGGUGGGUGCCGAGCCAUUAAACUGUUCUUUUCUGGAAGGGGAUAGGUGUGCCACAGAAAUAGUCUACCAAGAAAGACGUCCAGUAUGUGAUUUUUCAUGAUGUCCUUUCAGUAUUUGUGAUUACUUUCAAUUCAGUAUGCCUCGUUUUUUCCCUUUCCGUCUGCCCCUUAUGCUGUGGGAUAAAAAAUGAAUAAUGUUAACUGGAAUAAGUCUCUUUCCUGUGCUGGAACUCAGUUUUUCAUCUGUAAAAGGAAGAAAUGCCAGUUAGAACCCUGAGUGUGAUUACCAGGAAGUCUCUUUACUACUGAGCCCCCAUGCUGCACUUUACUGGUAGGUCUCUAGAGACCCAGUGACGGUUAAAGGCUACAAAGCUGGCCAGAGCGAGAGCACCGUGAAGGUCUAGCCACCACCGCGAAGGUCCACGCACACUCAGAAGACGUUUACUGGUAUUUAUUUUAGCAACCGCGUUCUUACAAAAGCAUGAAUUUAAUAGGCUUGUCUGCACAGAUAUUUUAAUCAGUAGCUCUCACAUAUACAGAUUUACUAAUCAUCUUUGGUCCUCAAGGAGCCUGCAGAGAAAGCGAUGCCGUCACAGACAAGUGUAGCUCAGUAGGAGCUCGAAGGAGAUCCUGUGAGAAGAAGCGACUCCUGCCUUAAGUCUUCUCAGCAGAUGGGCAGUGAGCCGUCAGCGCGGCUGCCCAGCCAGGGGCAGCAGAGAGGGCCGCACGAGCUGGUGUCCGGGCAUCUCUCUAGCAGCUAGCGAACGGAUGGCAGCUUAUUCCUUGAAGGAUUCCUAUUAAAUCCCAGCCAGAGCCAGUAUUUGCUCUCACAUCUCUGUGUCUUCGGAGCUGGAGGCCGAGCUGGAGGCUGUGCUGUGGGCCUGUGUGGAAGAGCGGAGGCAGCGUCAGUGGCCGCGGGGGAGGCCAGGGCAGGUGCGCUUUCUCCAGUCGCCUGACUCAAAAGCAAGCCAGGUCACGUGAGUUCUGCACUUGACUUUGUCCCAGAAUGUUGUUUAACACACUUAGCAAUUUUUUUAAUGUCUGUAUUUCUUUUUCAUAAAGCCAGCUUGGCACUAUAAUUACCCUCCUAUAGUCAUAUGAUCGAAUUCUUAAAGCCAGCUUUUUUAAAAUAAACAGUCCAGACUACAAGGUUGGAGGCUGUUAAAUGUGCUAUGGUCUGAAUGUCUGUAUCACCCCAAAAUUUAUGUUGAAAUCUUAAUACCCAAGGUGAUAGUGUUAGGAGGUAGGGCCUUUGGGAGGUGAUUGGCCCCCUUUACAAAAGGCCCCUCAAAGCUCACUGGCCCUCCUACCAUAUGAGGCAAAAAGCAACAGUCUGCACCGGAGAUGAGCCAUGGUCACCCCAGGAUUUUGGAUUCCACGCCCUUCAGAACUAGAAGUAAGUGCUUGUUUUUUAUAAGCUACCCAGGCUCUGGCAUGUUCUUACAGCAGCCCAGACUAACUCUAUUAAAAAUCAGCAUUUCUUAUUUAUAUUACCAAUCAGUAGAGUUAAUGAAAUGGAAAAAAGAAUACUAUAAAACAUGUAGAGUCUUGACUUUGACUAAGUCACUCUUGAACUUCAUCUAUGAAAAGAAAUUCAACAAAAAUAAAAAUCUGAGACUUACCAAGGAACUCGCCUAAUGCAAAUAUAUACAGAAUAAUGUUUAUUCUUUCCUAGUGCUAAAACUUUAAUACCUGAUGACUAUGUAAAGCACAAUACUGUCUCUAACCACCACCAUCCAUUCUCAGGCUUACAAUGAACCGGGAGCUGUUUGAGCCACUUUCAUAAUCUUAGUUAACAUAAUCUUGAUAAGAAGCCUGCAAAUUAUCCCAGUCUUAUAGGAGGGAAAUUUUGAGGCGCUGAGGAAAUAAAUCUUUUUGCCCAAAACUGAUAAAUGGCAGCUCCGGAAUUUGUACUUAGUAGCCUGAUUUAGGUUAUUCUGGUGGUCCCCACUAUAAUUUUAAUAAACUUAUUUCUUCUCUACCCUAGAAAGUUGCUGUCAGCUUCACUGCUGGGAAAAAUAAGAAACCUGUUGUCCUUACGCUACAUCACCUCCCUCACAAUAACUUGCUUUAUUCUCUUUACAUUAUGAGUUAGUAUUUUAGGAGCUAUGUGGUGCUCAGUGAGGGCCUCUGCUGAGUUAGGUCAGGAGGAGAAACGCGUAGCCACUUACUCGUUCUCUGGGCACGGCCGCCUCGCACUCCGACUGCCCGGGAUCGGCUUCCUUGGGCCCAGGGCUGACGUCCAGUGGGUCAGCCAUGGAGGACACAAUGGGGAUUUUCUUAGACUGGAAAUAAUCGUAGGCUUUCUUCCCACAGACUAAGAGUGUGACUUCCUUCCCGCUGCUCUGGAUUCGUUCCACCACCUUCUCAUAGGCCUCGCUCUGCACGUUCGCCCCGUCCACCUCGAUGAGGACAUCCUCGUCCUGCAGCCCAGCCAGGCCGGCUGGGCUGUCCUCCUGUACCUGCGAACAGACCCAGACAAGGCAUGUCAGACCAGUUCCCUUUAGAAACGAGUUGAGUUUGAGAAUUUAUUCUUAACUGGUAAUUAUUUCUCCUUAAGAAAUUAAGGAAGGGCCUCCCCAGUGGCGCAGUGGUUGAACGCUGGGUUGCGAAGCUGCCCGCAGCCUCUGCAGCACCGGUUCGAUCCCUGGUUGCUCCCCGGCCACCGGAGGAGGGUCCCACAUGGCGCGCAGACCUC